UGUUGUUUGUUCUAGGACAUUUUAAAAGCCAUUCUCUUGCUACAGAAUUUUACUUAAAAGUAUGGUGUUGCUAAGCCUGCUGCUCGUUACUAUAACAGUUCUAGGUGCGCCUCUAUGCAGGGGCUGCGCGCGGGAUGUGGCGAAAGGUAAACCCGCACACCAAAGCUCCACCUACAUGUACGAAGGGUCCUACAACGCCAGUCUCGCUGUGGACGGUAACUAUGACGACAACUGGCAACAAGGCAGCUGUUCCCAUACAGAGGAUGGCCAGGGGAAUUGGUGGCUGGUGGAUUUAGAAUCCACGGCAAUACUGGCUGGUGUCGUACUAACAAACAGAGGCGAAUGCUGUAGUGAGCGUCUGGUUAAUUUCGAAGUGAGAGUUGGAUACUCUUUUGUGGGUACUUCAUCAUUCACCCAGUACAGACUCUGCGCCAGUUACCCGGGGGUGGCACCUGUUGGGAACACGUCUCUGUCCUGUAGGUCUCCACUAAGAGGACGAUAUGUCUUGAUCAUUAAAGUUGGCAGUGACGACCUGCCCUUGCAGUUAUGUGAAGUGGAGGUUCACGGUUUUCCAAGCACAACCACGUUCCAGCUGGUAGGAGCAGGUGCUCGAGCAUCCCUCUCACCCAUAUCUACGCUGAAUGUCCGCAGUCUUACUGAAUGCAGCAUCUCCUGUAUGCAGCACUGGGAGUGUGCGGCUAUAAACGUUCUCUGUACCGGAAAUGGCCAAUGUACCUGCGAACUACUGCCCAGUACUGCCCAAUCCGGCGACUUGCAGGCAGGUGCUGGUUAUGACUAUUAUGAAGAUAACUGCUUUGGUGCAGUGUAGACUGAGAGAGUCUUUUGAACAAGGCGGAAUCACUUUUUGGGUGAGAUCAAAAUGCUUUAUUAAAUGUACAUUUUUCAUUCUGCUAGUAAGUGUGUUGAUGAUCAUAAUGCUAUACGUGAAACCCAGGUGUUAUGUAUUCACUUCCAUUCCCUAAGACUGUUUAUUGAACUAAUAUAUAAUGCGCGUACUUUCGCCAACAAUAUCUUGUUCUUAUGCUAAAUGUACUGUACCUUAAUUAUCAACUGUUUUAACAAUUUAAAAAUUAGCUUUAUGCUGGUUAAUUUGAAUUACUUCCACUCGUAUUUGCAUUAUUCUGGGAUAAACGAACGCUUGGAAAACAAAUGAAUAUCAGAAUGUGAAAAUAAUGGGCAUAUUUUUAACAUAAUGUAUAAAAUUAAAAA
Molecule: messenger RNA, 1230 nt
Organism: Lingula anatina
Lineage: Eukaryota; Metazoa; Brachiopoda; Lingulata; Lingulida; Lingulidae
Product: fucolectin
Source: RefSeq, a predicted model, not a curated record